AGUGGGAGGCUGGGGUGUCGCGGUUUAGACACAUGGCCGGUGGUGUUCCCAGCUGUGCUGGCAUCCCUAGGAGGUGACUGAGCCAGCCACAAGGAAAACGGGGCAUCCUUUGUGGGGUGACAGGAUGGGAAAAGUUGGAAACCCUCUUGGCUGGAGCUGAAAGCUCGUCCCCAUGGGGGUCCUGCACCGCUGCAGAGCUCCCCGCAGGGCUGGGCGGUGGCAGGUCCCCCAGCAGGGACAGCAUUUCCUGCGCAAGGAAGUGGGCUGCGGCCAGCCGGGGCUGCAGCUUCCCGAGCCUUGGCGGUGACGAAGCCUCCGGCUCCUGGCCCGGAUGCCUGGCCGUGCUGCGGUCUCCAGCCCCUGGCACUGGGCAGCUCUAUUGGGUCACAUUGACAUGAAGUGGCUUUGGGUGGUGGCUUUCGUGGCACCCACCUGCACAGCUCCUUGCAAUGGCACAGCGCGGGGCACCAGGAAUGGAGGUGGCUGCGCCCUGCAGCACGGUGUGCUGGGCACUGAGGUGCUGCUGCAGUGCCCGGCAGGGGUGCCGGCCACAUGGCGCUGGGGGGACACCUCCCUGGGGAUGCACCCCACACCAGGGCUGGCCCUGCCCAAUGCCACCCUGGCCCACGAGGGCCGCUACAGCUGCCACCACCCCAGCACCGGCGAGACCUGGGCCACCGUCUGCCUGCGCCUGGGCUACCCUCCUGUGCCACCAGCAGUUGAGUGCUGGGCCAUCAGCUACCCACAGGCGGUGAACUGCUCCUGGGCUGCUGAGCCUGAGCCGCUGCUGGAGACCAACUACAUUGCUACGUACAGGCAUGGUGUGUGGGGGGCCACAGGGAGCGGCGAGUGCAUCAGCACAGGGCCCCGCAGCUGCUCCUUCGGCGAUAUCCAGAUGUUCUCCCUCAGCCCCUACGUGCUGAACGUGACAGCCGUGAAUCCCCUGGGCACUGCCUCACGUCUCCUCCCCUUCCUCGUGGAGGACAUCAUAAAGCCAGAUCCCCCUGAGGACCUGCGUGUCUCACCCAUCCCUGGGGAGACCAAGAAGCUGCUGCUGGAGUGGAGCCCACCAGGGUCCUGGCCCUUUCCUGAGUACUUCCCACUCAAGUACUGCAUCCGCUAUGCACGAGACGAGAGCUCCAGCCCCCAAACGAUUGGGCCCUACGAGCAGACAUCCUUCACUCUGACGGGAUUGCACCCAGGCACCCUGCACCAUGUCCAGGUGGCUGCAAAGGACUUCACAGACUACGGGGAGUUCAGUGCUUGGAGCCAGCCGGCCUCAGGGACGCCCUGGACAGAGCCAUGAUGGCAGUGCAGCAGAACCACACAUGCCCCAGCACUUCUGCCUCUGUGUCAUGGGCAGUGCUGAGCCACUAGCAUUAGGGCUGACCUGCCACUGGUGUCUCCCUGCAUCGCACGGCCUGGCUCUGCCGAAUCCCUCAAGCUGAGCUGUGUCUGCACUUCCCACUGGGACUUUGUAUCCUGGCCAGAAU
Molecule: messenger RNA, 1493 nt
Organism: Rhea pennata
Lineage: Eukaryota; Metazoa; Chordata; Aves; Rheiformes; Rheidae
Gene: EBI3
Product: Epstein-Barr virus induced 3
Exons: 7
Coding region: 332-1306 (324 amino acids)
Cellular component (GO): membrane
Molecular function (GO): cytokine receptor activity; protein binding
Source: RefSeq, a predicted model, not a curated record